Messenger RNA from Penaeus monodon (black tiger shrimp), 906 nucleotides. Its product is annotated as sphingomyelin phosphodiesterase-like. The record is from RefSeq and is a predicted model, not a curated record. Gene Ontology annotation, biological process: ceramide biosynthetic process; sphingomyelin catabolic process. Gene Ontology annotation, cellular component: lysosome. The coding region runs from base 40 to 906 and encodes 288 amino acids. The transcript is spliced from 5 exons. Gene Ontology annotation, molecular function: acid sphingomyelin phosphodiesterase activity. NCBI's taxonomy places the organism in Eukaryota, Metazoa, Arthropoda, Malacostraca, Decapoda, Penaeidae.
GACUACGUGGUGUGGACGGGCGACGUGGUGCCUCACAACAUGUGGUCGACGUCACGCGAGUGGAACCUGCGGCUGGUGCGGGAGACCAACGCCCUCGUCAGGAAGUGGUUCCCAGACAUCCCUGUCUUCCCAGUUAUCGGCAACCACGAGAUGAGUCCGCUCGACCAAUACUCCGACCCUGGCGACGCCCCAGAGGAGCUAUCGGCGGACUGGCUGUACAAGGAGCUGGCCGCUCAAUGGGCGGACCUGAUUCCUUCAUUUAAUGAGUCGACGGUGCUCCACGCAGGAUAUUACUCCGUCCUUAUCAAGCCCGGGUUCAGGGUCAUUUCUGUCAACUCCAUGUUUGGAUAUGGAUCAAAUAUCUGGCUGGUGCAAACAUCAAAUGACCCAGCGGGAGAGCUCGCCUGGUUAGAGGAACAGCUAAGCAAGGCCGAGGCGGCAGGAGAAUUGGUCCACCUCCUCGGCCACAUCCCGCCCGGCCUCAUAGACAUACACAGGACCUGGUCUAGGGAGUACAAUAGAAUCGUCGUUAGGUACGAGAAUGUGAUUCGCGGCCAGUUCUUCGGGCACACGCACUUCGACGAGUUCGAGGUCUUCCAUGACGGCGAGCGCCCCGUCGGCGUGGCCUACGUGGCGCCGAGCCAGACGCCGUGGUAUGACCUCAACCCCGCCUACAGAGUCUACCACGUGGACGGGGACAGGCCGGGCACCACCAGGCUCGUUCUGGACCACGAGACGUACGUCCUGAACCUGACGGAGGCGCAGACGAGCGGCGAGGCUCACUGGGAGCGCCUCUACUCGGCCAGGGACGCGUACGGAAUGGCCGCCCUCACGCCCGCCGACUGGCAGGACCUGGCGGAGCGCAUGGCGGCCGACAGGAGCCUCUUCGACGUCUACUACAAGUAA